Thyridium curvatum is the source of this 1401-nucleotide messenger RNA. RefSeq lists its product as uncharacterized. The transcript is spliced from 2 exons. Gene Ontology annotation, cellular component: mitochondrial inner membrane; mitochondrion. Gene Ontology annotation, molecular function: glycine transmembrane transporter activity. The record is from RefSeq and is a predicted model, not a curated record. The coding region runs from base 1 to 1401 and encodes 466 amino acids. Gene Ontology annotation, biological process: glycine import into mitochondrion. Lineage: Eukaryota; Fungi; Ascomycota; Sordariomycetes; Thyridiales; Thyridiaceae.
AUGUCAUCUGCAGUCCUCGCCAGCCGGGACAACCCGGAUACAUGGGUCAGGAAGUUUCCUGGGUUACCAGCUACAACCCUCCGGCUCUUCGCAUCUGCAGAGAAAGCCGUCAGUCACAUUGCGCUGGACGCAGAGCUCUCUGCCGGAUGCUUGAGCUUCGACCACGGUUCACGCAACCCACCUAGCUCUCUCUUUCUCCCUCCCUCCCUCCCUCCCUCCUGUGCAUUGCUGGUGCCAGUCACAAUGUCCGAUGGCGGUGCUCGCAAGGCCGCUUCCAAGUCGAGUAAGCCCCCCCUCCCCCCCAACGUGCCAUUGUCCAGAUGCACCACCAGCUUGCCUGCCUCUGCCAACCCAAGACUUACACACUCUUGCGCAAACGACCCAGCCUUCCACUUCGCCGCCGGCCUGGGCUCGGGCGUGCUCUCGGCCGUCCUCCUCCAGCCCAUCGACCUGCUCAAGACCCGCGUGCAGCAGUCGGGCCACCACUCGCUGCUGCAGUCCCUCGCCGAGAUCCGUUCCUCCCCGCGCGGCCUGCCCGCCCUCUGGCGCGGCACCGUCCCCUCGGCCCUGCGCACGGGCUUCGGCUCCGCCAUCUACUUCACCACCCUCAACGCCAUCCGCCAGAACGUCUCGCGCCUGUCGUCCGCCGCGGCAGCCACCACCACACUCUCUGCUUCGUCGUCGUCGUCGUCGUCCGGAGCAGCCGCGGGAGCGGUGCAGCAGCAGCAGCAGCAGCAGCACUCGAGCAGCCUCGUGCGCCUCGGCCCCACGGCCAACAUGCUCUCGGGCGCCGCGGCCCGCGCCUUCGCCGGCCUCGUCCUCAUGCCCCUGACCGUCAUCAAGGUGCGCUACGAGUCGAGCCUGUACGCCUACGGGUCCGUCCUCGGCGCCGGGCGCGACAUCCUGCGCGCCGAAGGCCCCCGCGGCUUCUUCGCCGGGUUCGGCGCCACGGCCAUCCGCGACGCCCCCUACGCCGGCUUCUACGUGCUCUUCUACGAGCAGUCCAAGCGCACCCUGAGCCGGCUGUACCCCACCACCACCACGGCCACCGACGAAAACAACAGCAGCAGCGGCGGCGGCAAGAAGAUGGGCAUGUCCCGCGCCGCCGCCAUCAACUUCUCCUCGGGCGUCCUGGCCGCCACCGUCUGCUCCGUCAUCUCCAACCCCUUCGACGCCGUCAAGACGCGCAUCCAGCUGCAGCCCGCCGAGUACCGCAACAUGGCGCACGCGGCGCGGCGCAUGCUCGGCGAGGAGGGCUUCCGGUCCAUGUGGGACGGGCUCGCGCUGCGCAUGAGCCGCAAGGCCUUGAGCUCGGCGCUCGCGUGGACGCUGUACGAGGAGCUGAUCCGGCGGGCCGAGGCGACGCUCGAGAAGAACAGGGCGAGGAGGGACGUCUUGUGA